UCUAGCUCUCCCACUCCGAGUACACAAGUAGAACUACUAUACUCAACUGGGCGUGCUGGUGUCAGCGAGCUUCUUCCCCAAAAAAACACAAAAUGCAGACCCUCGCCGCAUCUGUCCACAGCAAACCGGCCCACCACCCGAAGCAGGACGUGGGUGCGCCAGCGCGGCGCGCGAUCGCGCGGAAACAGGAGCUGAUCCAGCUACGACGGGAACAGUUGCGCAAAAACGCGGCUUCCAUGUGGUUAGUCGACUACAUUGAGCAGUUCAUGAAGUCGCGUUCGUGGAUCGACCCGAUUCGGGAAUUUAUCGACGAGAAAUACCCGCUUUUUGCAGCGGAGAACGAGGACGAAUUUGGUGGUGCUGGUCAUGGAGUAGGACGAGAAACACAACAAGCUGCGUCGAGCUCUAGUUGUGGUUCCUCGUCGAGCUCGAGUUCCUCUUCCUCUUCUUCUGGCGAACAGAACAAUUACCCGCACGUGCACAAGGAGCUGCACAAGUAAGAACAAAAUAAAUGUCCCCUGCUUGCAUAAAAAAGACCUCGACCUCUGUGCUGGUAAAGUAAGUAGCUUUAUUUCAUCUCUAGGACGUCGAGAUCAGAGGUGCAAGUCGCAUUAGAUGUGAUGACUGUUCUCUUUAAUAGCAUUUUUCUGGAAACGAACCGUGACAAAUUGACAGCGAAUUCCGGAAUCUGAUUGAGGAUUUGAUCAUGGCCCAUCUGCUCGACGUGGACGCAGAUUUUGACGAUUUGCAGCAAGCGGCGAAAUUGCUGGACUCGAAAUUGAUCGAGGGCUUGGUUCUUGUGGAAGACUUCCAUUGCUUCCGCCGCAUGAUGCUGCACGCGGUGAAAAUUCACGCGGAACGGGAGAAGGAAGUGUACGGGCGGUGUAGAGGAAGCAGUAGUUCUACUACUUCGUCAUCCUCCUGCUCUUUUCCAAGCACUUACGCCUUGUUCGAUAGUCAGGAGCGCGCAGAGGCCGGCGGUUGCAGUCACGGUACCUACAUGUACAUCAAAUUGAAGGAUUUUGCACUAGCUCUUUCCUACUGAUUGUUUUUACAGUUGCUACGAUUUCGAAAGCGUUUUUGAUAAUUGUGGAGCAGUCUGCAGUCUCGUAUCUGUUUCUGGCGUUCUUGAUUUGCAUUAUCCAGCCCAGUACUAGAUUCCCAUUCCACAAAAAAGGAAAAAGAAAAUCCUCCACUCGUGCAUACUACAUGCAUCACAGAUGUGCAGCGAAGCAGUUCUAGUUCGACCUUGGCAGACUCCGUUUCCGGCGGCGGAUCUGGGUUCUCGGAUAAUGCAAAGAAGCAAAGCAAAUCCUGGCGGCCGUCGGCAGCAUUGCGGCGCUACGGUGAAAGUGGAGCUGGUGCAGCAGGGGAGAAGAGCGGCGGUGGUAAUGGGAAGCUGUCUGCAAAAGACGUCAGAGAUGCGCUCUUUGGGCGCGCGAAGAAGUGA
Molecule: messenger RNA, 1450 nt
Organism: Amoebophrya sp. A120
Lineage: Eukaryota; Dinophyceae; Syndiniales; Amoebophryaceae
Source: the annotation of a GenBank genome assembly